AUGAUCACUCUUGUAUUUAUUUCUUUUCUUUCUCUGUCUCUAUUGUUGGUUUGUGAGUAUGCAGAAAGCAAUUUUUCUGACUCCUUGGACAUGCUUGAGGAUAAAAGUUUAAAAAUAGAAGAUGAUUCUGACUUGCCAUCAUGGUCAGGUGAUGAACGUGGUGUCAGGGUUCUUAUGAAUGUUGAUAGCUUUGGUGCUGUUGGAGAUGGAGUUUCUGAUGACACAAAGGCCUUUGGAGAUGCAUGGAAGGAAGCAUGUUUUACAGAUUUCAUUCACGGGAAACAGUGCAAUAUAUAA
Molecule: messenger RNA, 297 nt
Organism: Lactuca virosa
Lineage: Eukaryota; Viridiplantae; Streptophyta; Magnoliopsida; Asterales; Asteraceae
Source: the annotation of a GenBank genome assembly